AAAGGGCAAAAGAAAACCAACUAAUAAUAAUCGUCCUCCACUUCCAAAAAUUUUCCCUCGGUUUUGAACCCUUCGCAAUUUCUCUUCCUUUCCGACAAAACUUUCAGUUCGAAUCCGUCUCUUUUUUGUGUGCUUUGGACUGAUUGCAUUUGGAAUUCUUCGAGAUUCAUGUGCUUUGUUAUCGCUUUGCAAUUAGAAAAUAGUUAGUUUUUUUUGUGAUAUUUUAGUUAGUUUUUCUUUUUUCGCUCUGAUCUCCUCGAAAUUUUGUCGAUUUCCGAUCGACUGAAUCCGAUUCGAGAAAGUUAGUGUGUUUAGUGGUCGAUUAUUCGUUAUUGUGACACUUCAGGAUAGGUUUGGGACUUGAGGUUGGUAUGAUUUUUGAGAGUCCGUUAGGGUUUUGCAUCUUUGUGUAAAGAGAAUUGGCUAGAAUAAAUUAAAACCUUAAUCGUUAAUUACAAGCUUUUGCUGCGUUCCGGGAUGCUAAUUUGACGAUGAAUCAAGGCGGCAAUACUGAAACCGUGGCUCCAGCGGAACCCAGUUCGCUCGAGAAGCAACACAUUGGUGAUGGAAAUCAAUCAGUGACGACAUUGACAUAUCAACCUUUGACAUCUGCUCCAGAAGCCAUAUCAUGGGCUAAUCACAAGGUGGAUGGUAGUUCCAAUGAGAAUGGGUUGCUCCCAAAUUCCGCUUACCAAUAUAAUCAACAAGUGCUCCCACCCGCAAGAAAUGUGCAAGAUGGUCUAAAUGUGUCUUCUGUUGCUUGUAGUUCAUCAAGUUUUGUGACAUCAAAUGCACCACAAGAUUACAAUGCCUAUGCACCAUAUUCAAAUUCUGCCGAUCCUUAUGGUUAUGCAAAUGCUGGUUACCAAGGUUACUAUAACAACUAUCAGCAGCAACCCAACCAUUCUUAUUCACAGCCCGUAGGAGCAUAUCAAAACACAGGUGCUCCUUAUCAGCCCCUUUCCUCAUUUCAGAAUACAGGGUUUUAUGCUGGGUCUACAAGUUACUCAACCACUUACUACAAUCCUGGUGAUUAUCAGACAGCUGGAGGUUACCCAACUAGCAGCUACAGCAAUCAGACUACCUCAUGGAAUGGUGGCAAUUAUGGAAAUUAUAAUUCUAAUCAAUAUGCUCAAUAUGCACCUGACUCAAGUGGAGCUUAUAGUUCCAGUUCUACCAAUGCAAAAGCUCUACAUUAUCAACAACAACAACAGCCCUACAAUCAGUGGGCUGAUUACUACAGUCAAACAGAAGUUAGCUGUGCCCCUGGGACUGAAAAACUGUCUGCUCCAGGCACUGCUAAUGCAGCAUAUCCGGCUCAUGGUUCAACUAGUUUAUCUGCACUGAACAGUCAACCACCACCUUCAUAUACUCCCUCGUGGAGGCCAGAUUCUGGUUCAUCUGAACUGGCUUCUGCUCAGCCUGGUGCUGUAAUUAGUGGUAACCAUGAUGGUUACUGGAAGCAUGGGGCUCCAAAUUCUCAAGUGCACCUUACUAAUGCUACUCAACCUCUCUUUGAAAAGCCUCUAGAUUUAAAAACUUCUUAUGAUAGCUUUCAGGAUCAACAGAAAACUGCAGGUCCCCAGGGGCCCAAUUUACAAUAUCCAGCACAUCUGGCUCCCCAGAGCUAUCAAUUACCCUCACAAUCUGUUCCAUCCUUGGAAGCUAGAAGGACCAAGCUGCAGAUUCCAACAAACCCUAGGAUCGCUUCCAAUUUGAGCAUACUAAAAACCAGUAAGGAUAGCUCUACAGCUGAUGCUGUGGUUCAACCUGCUUAUGUCAGUGUUUCAGUGCCGAAGCUGAAUGAGAAAGAAUUGUCUAGUGAUACUGCAGAGUCUGUCCUGAAGCCUGGAAUGUUCCCUAAAUCUUUGCGUGGUUAUGUCGAGAGGGCUUUAGCACGAUGUAAAGAUGAGAAGCUAAUGACAUCUUGUCAAUCAGUUCUAAAGGAGAUGAUUACGAAGGCAACAGCUGAUGGCACGCUUUAUACAAAAGACUGGGAUAUUGAGCCUCUGUUUCCAUUGCCAAGUGCAGAUGCAGUUUACAUAGACAAGUUACAGGGUCCAAAUUCCCUUUCUUCAUUGCCAAAGUACAAAAGAAGCCCGAGUAGAAGAUCCAAAAGUAGAUGGGAGCCUUUACCGGAGGAAAAACCAGCUGAAGCACCUGCCCCUUAUAGUAAUGGUUCUGCUAAAUAUGGUGGCUGGGCCAAUGUUAGUGAAAGAGACAAAAAGACUUUAUCUGGGAGCUCUGAGACUAAGGAUUUGAGCAAUUCAAGAUUUCCUCUGUGGGAUCAGAGAUCUGUGAGCAAGAUUUCCCAAGGACCACCAAAGAAGCAGCGAGUUGCUGAUGGGAGCACACCUGAUAAUGAUGGGGCAUCUAGUGAUAGUGACAAGGAGCAAAGUUUGACAGCAUACUACUCUGGAGCCAUGGCCCUUGCAAAUUCGCCUGAAGAGAAAAAGAAACGGGAAAACCGAUCCAAGCGUUUCGAAAAAGGGCAUGGCCAUCGGGCAGAAAAUAAUCACUUCAAACCUAAAAGAUCUGGAAUUGGAGACUUGUAUACUCGAAAGGCUAAUGCCUUGGUUCUUGGAAGAAAUUUAGAAAAUGGUGGCUGCAGAGCUGUUGAAGACAUUGACUGGGAUGCUCUUACCAUUAAAGGGACCUGCCAGGAAAUUGAGAAGCGUUAUCUACGUCUUACUUCUGCUCCUGACCCUAGCAGUGUAAGACCAGAGGAAGUUCUGGAGAAAGCUCUCAAUAUGGUUCAAAUGUCUCAAAAGAAUUAUCUAUAUAAAUGUGAUCAAUUGAAAUCCAUUCGUCAGGAUCUAACUGUACAGAGAAUUCGCAAUCAACUAACUGUUAAGGUAUACGAGACUCAUGCUCGACUAGCCUUAGAAGUUGGAGACCUACCCGAGUAUAAUCAGUGCCAAUCACAGCUGACGACUCUGUAUGCUGAGGGGAUUGAGGGAUGCCUUAUGGAAUUUGCUGCUUAUAACUUACUCUGUGCGAUCUUGCACUCUAACAACAAAAGAGAUCUUUUAUCAUUGAUGUCAAGGUUGUCAUGCGAAGCGAAAAAAGAUGUAGCUGUGAAUCAUGCUCUUGCAGUUAGUUCUGCUGUCACCUCUGGGAACUAUGUCAAGUUCUUCAGAUUAUACAAAGCAGCUCCCAACUUAAAUACGUGCCUGAUGGAUCUCUAUGCUGAAAAGAUGCGUUACAAAGCUGUAAAUUGCAUGUCUCGGUCGUAUCGCCCAUCUAUACCUGUUCCGUACGUUGCUCAGGUCUUAGGAUUUUCUACUUCAUCUGGAGAAGAAGUUCAGGAAAAGGACGUAGAUGGAUUGGAAGAGUGCACAGAAUGGUUGAAGGGGCAUGGAGCUUGCCUCAUAACAGAUAAUAAUGGAGAGAUGCAGCUUGAUACAAAAGCUUCAUCUACAACUCUCUAUAUGCCAGAGCCCGAAGAUGCGGUGGCCCAUGGAGAUGCGAAUCUUGCUGUGAACGACUUCUUUACACGAACAUCCUCGUAGUGGAAAAGAAAGUAGUUGCAUCCAACUGUUCCAGAGCUUGUAAGAGAAUUUGGGCACUUUUACUGGCCUCGACAAGCUGAUGUACAAUAUGAAGGAUGCUUCAUACGGCCUGAACUUUCGGAAGAAGAUUACGUCAAUCCCAUCUCCGGUCUGUAACAAUGUAGAUGGACAGGUACAAUGUUAAGAUUUGAAUGAGAUUAUCAAAUAUAUGGCUUAAAAUGGGAGAGGAUCUAAAAAACACAUUGUUGUAGGAGGAAUAGCAUUCAGCAUUCUAUUCAGGAAUCAUAACUGUUCAUUAUUUAUUGGUAUUACUAGGAAAUAUGGAUAGAAAUAAAAGUGAUUGUAUUUUUAAUAUAUGUAUUAUGGGAACUGACUGACAAUCCCUUUGAUUUUAUUUUGAAAUUAACGAAGUAGUUUUCGAUUUUUUUUUAA
Messenger RNA from Momordica charantia (bitter melon), 3944 nucleotides. It is a transcript of the gene SAC3A, whose product is annotated as SAC3/GANP/Nin1/mts3/eIF-3 p25 family. NCBI's taxonomy places the organism in Eukaryota, Viridiplantae, Streptophyta, Magnoliopsida, Cucurbitales, Cucurbitaceae. Gene Ontology annotation, cellular component: nucleus. The record is from RefSeq and is a predicted model, not a curated record.